AUGUAUAAAAAUAUCACACUCUCUGAUGAAGACGAAAUCAAGGAAUUUAUGGCAUGUCUUCGCCUGCGACCAAUGCACAUUCAAUUUGCAAAAACAGCCAUUAACUCGCUGUAUCUCGACGGUGUGGUGGAUGCGUCAACUGUGUUGGACAUCCUCUCGCUUUGUACUCGUGUGGAACAUCUUGCUAUAUUGAUUCAUAUAUAUCCGGCCAUGGAUGAUCGAUCAUCACUAUGGCUCACCUUCGAUCAUCUGCCACUCAAGUCCUUGGUGCUUUACACGGGCAUCCAAUUCAUCAACUACAUCACCACGUCCCAUGUUUUGACGAACCUUACCCAUCUUGAUCUCAUCGACAGAGAGGUGCUCAGAAACCCCGAUACAGGCUUGGAGACUCUUCAUUCUUUAACCCACAUAUGUCUGGUGCUUCGGAUCGAUAGUUCUCAUCUAGCUGCAAUCAAAGUCAAAGUCACAAUUCAAGCUGUGGACGGAGAUUGCUCCCUCAAGGUAUCUGGAAAACCCAAAUGUUUCCCCAUUGCUGCACACUAUCAAUUACCCCUACGUGCAUUGAACAAAAAAUUUGGUCUCUACAAGAAGAUCAUCAUUCAUCUGCGCGGCUCUUCCCAUUCUAAUGCAGUUGACGUGCGAAACACGUUUCUGUCGAUCAUGGGGUAUAUGAAAGAUGUUUUGAUGGCGUUUCUGGCUGACGCUAGUGCAUCCGCCAACCCACUAGAAUCAAAUUUUAGAUCUCCAGCGUUGGAUUAUUACCUGUGGUUGGAUCACAAGGCAGACGGUUUUGAUGAUACGGCUCGCGCGCGCCUGAAGAUGCAAUGGAACGUGACCUUCGAUGCCCUCAAGAAUGGAAAGUGCGAGGACAUUUUGAAAUUGCUUGAUUGGCAUGCAUACCACAAGCUAAAAUGCAACGACCAUGAUUUCUGUGGGGCGAUUCAGGGCUGCGGUGGAGGUGAAGAUGUCCAGUCCUUGUUCCUUGCUGUCGAUGCCUUGAUGGACGAACUUGACACACCUAACGAAACGGUUGGAACACAACUACCUGGUGCUUCAUCAGGAGUAAUAACUGAUGUGGAUAUCAUAGAUGCCCGUGGGCUGAUUUCGACAAACGUAUGCGAUAACUGUAGGGCGACAUCUGAUCAGAAAGUGCUGGAGACCGAAACCAAGCAGCACGCGGUGGUGCAGCUGAAAGGAGAUUGCUCGUAUUCUGAUCGCGAAGUACAAGCGGUGCAUCGUUCACAAGACCAAGUGAUUCAGACUGCAGUUGAUCACAAAGAACAUGCGGUCCAAGCCAACGAGGGUCGCUUCUAUUCUCAUACAGACCAAGUGAUUCAGACUGUAACUGAUCACAAGGAGCAUGUGGUCCAAGUCAAAGAGGGUGGCUCCUAUUCUCAUAAAGAAUUACACGCAAUAUCUCAUAUGCAAGAUCGAAGUAUCCAAACUGAAACAGCGAAGGAGCAUUCAGGACAACUCGGGGGACAUAAUUCCCGUUCUGGUAAUGUAGUACCUACUGCUGUGUCGCCAAUCACUGAUCAAUGCAUCAACUACGAAUAUUAUGUUGAUUUUAAUGACCGGGCCUCAUCCACCAUUGAUGACCAAUGCUCUGGUGGUGUAUCACAAAUCCCCGCAGGUAGCGUUAAGCCACGGUCUCCACCUACGUACGAUAGCUUCAGCGUAGUUGCAGAGGACUCGGCACGAUAUUCGGUUGAUCCGCCCGCUAACAAAUCCAGACUUCUUGAUAGCGAUGGUGGUCUACAUACUGGUACAAGAAAUUAUGACCAUACUGCGCCUCUCACGAAAUCAGCACCACGAGGCCGUAAGCAAGAGUUUAUUUCUACAACAAAACCUCAGAAAAAGGGCAGCAGGAAGUCGCCUUCGGAGCAUGGAAGACCCGUUGUUUUUGCGAAACAACAACCCAUGCCGAGAAAGAGGAAGGCAGGGAUCGCACCUACGCAAUCACGAAAUUACACGAUCGACGACCUCGUGUCUGAGGCUGAGAUGGACACUCAAAACAUUCAACCUCAUAUGCGGUCAUUUCUGCUUGAUCCAAACAGAGAUGAAUUCAUCGCGACACAUAUACAAACACAUCAUGAUGAGCUAUUAUCCGUGGCUACCUUCAUCGCAUCCCUACUGCGCGCGGGAAGCCUAUCAAAUGAUCUCAACCCAGGCGCAUCAUCAUUGAUGUCCAUUAACCUCUGGCUUGAUUAUAUCGCACAGGAGUGUAAACAGGCGACUGAGAUGGACAAUGGCACGCUGCCACCACUGUCCCACUGCGUCCUCCUCGAACUUUCCGCUUGCGCCAGGAAGGAUGAAACGUCCUUACGUGACGCAUUACAGAAAACCUUCUGGGAUAACAAGAGACGCAAUCGUUUGUCACCCGUUCUUUUAUAUCUGUGCAAACUACGCAAGUCUCAGCCUGGUGCAGAUGAUGAGUAUGCACGUGGAUUCAAAGUUUUGGCACAGAUGAUACAAAACAGUCAGACGAAGCCUUGA
Suillus bovinus is the source of this 2496-nucleotide messenger RNA. RefSeq lists its product as uncharacterized. NCBI's taxonomy places the organism in Eukaryota, Fungi, Basidiomycota, Agaricomycetes, Boletales, Suillaceae. The transcript is spliced from 8 exons. The coding region runs from base 1 to 2496 and encodes 831 amino acids. The record is from RefSeq and is a predicted model, not a curated record.